UGGCUUUUAUUUUGACAGACUCGUAUUUCCGGUCACCUGCCCUGCUUUAAGUCUCUGUUCAAAAGAAAGAAGAAGAAAAAGCUAAACUAUAAAACAAACAAUACAAACGUACACUGACGGCCCGGACACUUUCCACAGACUGGGUGUAGAAGUGAACGCGUUGUAGUCUCAUUGAACUACAAGUCCCUUGUCGCCCGGCUCCGCCCAGGUCGUCAGCUCGGGUAACGCGUUGGAUUCAGGUUUGAACCCUCACAGCGAGCGGGAGCGUGUGACUGGAUUCAAUCGGUACAGCGACGUUGCGGUAACUCAGGGUUACUAUACAUCUAACCUGUGUGUGAACGGUGUCGCCAUGGCUACAGAUAUUGUUGCACAGUUGGCCAACUCUCUAGCUAAGACUGGAGUAGAGGAUGUAGAGCUCAGCUACAAAGGCCAGGGGAAGAAGCUGGAUGAUGCCGAGUCAGUGGAGGAGAUGGUUAAGGAGAUUCAGGACUUUGAAGAUUUACAGGCUUUGAGGUUGGAGGGCAACACUGUCGGGGUGGAGGCAGCCAAGGCCAUCGCCAAGGCCCUCGAGACAAAGAGCAAGUUUAAGCGCUGUUAUUGGAGUGACAUGUUCACAGGACGUCUUCGCUCUGAGAUCCCUCCUGCCUUGAACUCACUGGGUGACGCUCUGGUGCUGGCGGGGGCCAAACUGACUGUCUUGGACCUCAGUGACAACGCCUUUGGACCAGACGGCGUGAGGGGCAUCGAGAGGUUGCUCAAGAGCACGGCCUGCUACACUCUGCAGGAGUUGCGGCUCAACAACUGUGGCAUGGGCAUCGGAGGGGGGAAGAUCUUGGCUGCUUCUUUGAUCCAGUGCCAUAAAAACUCCAGUGCAGAGGGAACCCCUCUCGGCCUGAAGGUGUUUGUUGCGGGGAGGAACCGCCUGGAGAACGAUGGAGCCACUGCCCUCGCUCAAGCCUUCCAGUUGAUGGGCAGCCUGGAGGAGGUUCACAUGCCUCAGAACGGCAUCAACCACCCGGGCGUGACGGCUCUGGCCAAAGCCAUGCAGCACAACGCAGACCUGCGCAUCCUCAACCUCAACGACAACACCUUCACCGAGAAGGGGGCCUUCGCCAUGGCUCAGGCCCUGAAACACCUACGCAACAUCCAAGUAAUAAACUUUGGAGACUGUCUGGUGCGGCCAGCGGGAGCCAUAGCCCUGGCAGCAACUGUGUCAGAGGGCCUCCCGAUCCUCAGGGAACUCAAUCUGUCGUUUGGGGAGAUCACGGAAGAGGCCGCUCUGGCUGUGGCACAAGCGGUAAAAAACAAGGACCAGCUGGAGAAACUGGAUCUAAAUGGUAACAGCCUCGGAGAAGAUGGCUGCAAAGCUCUGAAGAACGCCAUGGAGGCCAUGAACAUCGGGGAGCUGCUCGGGUCACUCAGUGAUGACGAGGGCGAGCCGGAAGAUGAUGAGGAUGACCACGAUGACGACGAGGAGGAAGAUGACGACGAGGAUGUGGAUGAAGAGGAAAUAGAGGAGGAGGAAGAGGAAAGCAAUGGCAACAAGUUGUCCACCCCUGUAGCAGCAUCCCGGCCGACGGAUGUCUCCUCCUUCCUCAGCUUUCCGUCCCCGGACAAGCUGCUCAAACUGGGCGCCACGAGGGCGAUGCUGAUCGAGCAGCAGGUGGAUGUUUCAGAUGCGACAAAAACAGCUGAAGCCUUCCUCAAGAUUGCAUCUGUGUACAAGGAGGACAAUGACGACGUGAAGAACGCCGUGCUGGACAGCAUCGAUGCCCUUCUGAGGAAAGCUUUUUCCACUCCGUCUUUCCAAGGCUGCAACUUUGUAUCAACUCUGUUGGUGCUGCUCGGACUCAUCAAGAGUGAGGACAAGGUGGCGCCGGUGCUCGUGGUUCGCGGCCACCUCAACGCCUUGCAGCACGUCGCGAGCCAGGACUACUUCCCCAAGGAGUACGUGGACGUGCUCGCGGUCUUCCUGUCCCGAAACCCCAAGGCUUUAGAGUCAUGUGGUAAUGCUAGAAACAGCCUCCAGUCGACACUGCAGCGAGUCAGAUCUGAGGACUGUGAACACACACACACACACAGACUCACACACACAGAGACAGACUGAACUUUGACUGAUCACUGAUGGACCUUUGGAAACCAGCACACACAAGCUCAAAUAAAGCUGAGCAGCUCUUGAGAAGAACCGACCCGCUCACUCCUCUUCAUCCCCGCUGUCCGUCGCUCGCGGGCUCAGCAACAAACCUCCUCCUGGACUCCGGACCCUGGUCUUAAAUGCUUUGUGUUUCGAUGUAGACUCUACGCUCUUCUGGUGUGGACUAGUUGAAGUGCUUUGUGUACACUUGUGUCACCACAGAACAGCACGGACAACAUGGUCUUCUUGAUCUGUAUUCUGGUGAAUAAGACCCGUGUGUCGGUUUAGAGACGCUCAGAUUCACUUUGGUGCAAACUAGAAAAGCUCUGAGCACAAAGGAUCCGGGCUCUAAGUUUCCCUUAUUGCACAUUUUAUAUUAUAUUUCAUAUAUACCUUUUACUGUUCUGUAUGUGUAUGUAUAUAUGUAUGUAUACAUAUGUAUAUGUAUGUAUAAAUAUAUAUAUUCAUAUGUGUAUAAAUAUAUAUAUAUAUGUGUGUAUAUAUAUAUAUAUGUCUGUGUAUAUACAUAUAUAUACAAUGUUUAUUGGAUUUAAUGUGGUCAAACUUUGGCAUUAUUUAAAUAUAUAUUAACGAUAAAUAUGGUUACAAAAACUAAGACUGUAAAAGACAAUAGAACAAUCAAAAGGGAUGAAAUGUGUGUAAAUGUGUUUUCUGCCUGUUUAAAUGGGGCAAGAGGUGCAAAGUUUGGGAUUUGUGUUGCAAAAAUAAAGCUGCUCUGAGUGUU
Molecule: messenger RNA, 2879 nt
Organism: Pseudoliparis swirei
Lineage: Eukaryota; Metazoa; Chordata; Actinopteri; Perciformes; Liparidae
Gene: rangap1a
Product: RAN GTPase activating protein 1a
Exons: 16
Coding region: 350-2107 (585 amino acids)
Biological process (GO): activation of GTPase activity; signal transduction; nucleocytoplasmic transport
Cellular component (GO): perinuclear region of cytoplasm; cytosol; nucleus
Molecular function (GO): GTPase activator activity; small GTPase binding
Source: RefSeq, a predicted model, not a curated record